CAGACACCAUACCGACCAGCAACGACACACUCGCGCGAUCCAUGCUUUGUUUGCUUACACCAACUUUUUUUAUUUUUACUUCUCUCUAGACGUCAUCUCUCAUCAACACGACUGCAUCGACCGACCCUCUGCCGUGGUUAGCAAGACGCGUCAAAGGCCACAUCCUUAGCACGCAAGCAGUCAUCAUUACUGCGCCGUGAUCGCCUACCUUGCACGACUGCCGCCGCCUACAAAACUCGGCCCACCGUCGCUUACCCUGGGAGUACCCACUCGGUUUUGUCCGCCUGCCCUCUACCGCCCAGCCCAGCCAGCCCAGCGGCCAUUUGCUACCACCUUCGACACUCCCAUCUCACCCACCCCGCGCGGCCGCCCCCAUUGCAUUUGACUUUGCCUGUCUGUCCCUUGCAACAACCUCGGUCACCCCGGGUAUCCCACUCCGGCUCCCCCUCAUCCAACCCGUAACCCUCGACUUUCAACUGCUCCAUCAUGCCAGCAGUCAUGUCCCCAUCUUCAGCACCAACAACGCACCACUCGGCGUACGCUACUCAGGCAGACCUCGACAUCCUCAACCUCCUCACCACGGACGGACCAAAGCCGGCUACUGCCGCAACCGCUGCCGCCGCGUCGGCCCCCGCAAACGGCCAGCGCAAGAAGAGCGUCGUACGCCGCGACGCCGGGCUCGACUCGCUCCUCCUCAGCGCAGUCCUCGCCGGCAGCGACAAGAUCACGCGGCAUCACUUUGGACACGGCAUGACGGGCGCUUACUCGACCUGCGACCAGAGCAGGCCGUCGUCGCCCCGUCAACCCCGACCCCUCCCACGCAGCCAGCAGGCCCCGCGCUCCCAGCGUCUUCAGGCCGAGUCGGCGGCGCUCGCCUCUGCCCAGGCUAACAGUGCCAUUGUGUCGGAGGCGGCGUCCUCGUCAAAGCCCGUUUCAGCCGAGGCGUCUUCCUCCUCCUCUUCGGCUGGUCCGAUCGGGAUUCCGACACCAGCCACAUUGGCACCCCCAUCACACGACCUCGCAACGUCGCCAAAAGAGUUGAAGGAGCGCAAGAGGCGCAUGUCGGUCGACCCCCAGCCCAUCUCGCAGCUUUUGCAGCAGGCUUCGCCAGCACACGUCAACUUUUUCCAUGGACGCGGUCAGGUCGUCAAGCCCACUGGACGGCCCACGGUCAAGUGUAUGGCUCGUACCCGUGUGCCCACCCCGCACGGCGACAUCUUCCUCCACCUCUACCACAACACGCACGACAACAAGGAGCACCUCGCCAUUGUCACCGACCCGAUCCAGCUCAGUGCCGAUGCGCGUCGCCGGGCACCAAAGGGCCGCCGUGAAAUCCGCUCGCGAUCCCUCGACGCAAAGUGGCGUGAAGGCGAGACCGACAUGGAGCGUAUCGUCCGCGGUGCUUACGUCGGCCGCUUGACCGCUGGUGCCGAGGGUGUGCCCAGCGUGCCCCGCUCCGCCGCCGAGUACGCUGCCGAGGACGCUUCCGAGGACCCCGACGCCGAAGCCGACAUUCUUCCCCUCGUCCGAAUCCACUCAGAGUGCUUCACCGGCGAGACGAUCGGCUCGAUGCGCUGCGACUGCGGCGAGCAGCUCGACGAGGGCAUGCGCCGCAUCGCCGAGGACCAGCACGUCGGCACCGCGCAGGACGAGUAUCUUCCCACACCCGAGGCCUCGCGUGCGCCUUCCCCCGGAACCCGUGGCCACUCCCACUCCCAUCCCCGAGUGCCUGGCCGCGGUGUGGUCAUCUACAUGCGUCAGGAGGGCCGUGGCAUUGGACUUCUCGAGAAGAUCCGCGCCUACAACCUCCAGGACCUGGGCCACGACACGGUCAACGCCAACCUCAUGCUCGGCCACGGUGCCGACGAGCGCACGUACGGCGUCGCUGCCGAGAUCCUCCGCGACCUCGGCCUGGCGGGCGACGAGGCUCUUGGACGUGGUGGUGUGCGCCUCCUCACCAACAACCCCGAGAAGGUCGAGGGUCUUGCUGCCGAGGGCAUCCGCAUCACUGAGCGUGUCGGCAUGGUCCCCCGCGACUGGCUGUGUAACCACAACUCGCCCAAGCGGUCUGCACGCGAGCUUUUGGACGACGAGGAGCUGGAGUACGACGAGUACCGCGCCCGCCGUGCCGGUGUUGGCCUUCUGGGUGCCACGACGACCCGUGGACCGGAGCUGGAGAAGUACCUCCGGACCAAGAUUGAGCGCAUGGGGCACAUGAUUGAUAUUCCAGAGGAGCCCAAGGCCGACGCAUGACGAGUGUUCUCCCCCUUUAUUUGCCAGAGUAGUCAUCUGUACAUCAUAUGCACUGUCUUGUUUUGUAAACUGAACAA
Messenger RNA from Vanrija pseudolonga, 2330 nucleotides. It is a transcript of the gene rib1, whose product is annotated as putative GTP cyclohydrolase-2. Gene Ontology annotation, biological process: riboflavin biosynthetic process. The transcript has 2 exons. The coding region runs from base 487 to 2253 and encodes 588 amino acids. The record is from RefSeq and is a predicted model, not a curated record. Gene Ontology annotation, molecular function: GTP cyclohydrolase II activity. NCBI's taxonomy places the organism in Eukaryota, Fungi, Basidiomycota, Tremellomycetes, Trichosporonales, Trichosporonaceae.